AUGUCUGUGUCAGGGAAGAAGGAGUUUGAUGUGAAACAGAUCCUAAGGCUCCGUUGGCGCUGGUUCAGCCAUUCAUCUCAAGGUUCUACUGGUAGUGGCGGCGGAGGUGGCAGUGUGGGAGGCUACAUCCAGCAGGAUGGCCUGGACCACAGAGGAACUCCCGUUCAGGGAAGGCUGAAGAGCCAUUCUCGGGAAAGGGGUAUUGGAGGAUUACGAAAGACCAGCAGCCCCGUCCACAGCGUCAUGUCCCAAACACCUGGACCAACUCCGGUCUAUGUCAGGACAGGUCAUCAAUCUUGGCAUCAUCAGUCAAACAACAUCCAGGGCCUCCAGGUCAACGAGGAGUCUCCAAAGAGCAUUUCCUCUUCCAAUGCAAUGAGGAAAGAGCAAACAAAAUCUGGCCAGGAAGAUGUGAUAAACAGCACAGAGGAACCUGCAGAGGUGGAAACCAGAGACAGGUUGGUUCUGAGCAAUUUGUCCAGAAUGACCACCAACUCCUCCGACGAAUUUUUCCAGGCCACAAAUCAUGCAGAGCAGACGUUCCGUAAAAUGGAGACCUACCUCCAGCACAAGCAGCUGUGUGACGUCCUGUUGAUAGCAGGAGAUCACAAGAUACCGGCUCAUAGACUUGUCUUAAGUGCGGUUUCGGACUACUUUGCUGCUAUGUUUACCAGUGAUGUGAGGGAAGCAAAGCAAGAGGAGAUAAAGAUGGAGGGAGUGGAUCCCGAGGCGCUCAGAUCUCUGGUUCAUUUUGCCUAUACUGGUGUCCUUGAGCUGAAAGAGGAAACCAUUGAGAGUUUAUUGGCGGCAGCAUGCCUCCUCCAGCUUUCACAAGUCAUCCAGGUCUGCUGCAGCUUCCUCAUGAAGCAGCUUCAUCCUUCCAAUUGCCUUGGAAUACGAUCGUUUGCGGAUGCCCAGGGCUGCAUGGACCUGCUGAAUGUGGCUCAUAACUACACCAUGGAGCACUUCCUGGAGGUCAUUCAGAACCAGGAGUUCCUGCUGCUCCCCACAGCGGAGAUUGUUAAGCUACUCUCCAGUGAUGACAUCAACGUUCCAGAUGAAGAAACAAUUUUUCAGGCUUUGAUGAUGUGGGUGAGAUUUGAUGUCCAACAUCGACAGCAGGACCUUGGAGUGUUACUGGCUUACAUCCGCCUGCCUCUUCUUCCUCCACAGCUUCUUGCAGAUCUGGAAAACAACAAGAUGUUCUCUGAUGAUCUGGAAUGUCAAAAGUUGCUGAUGGAAGCCAUGAAAUACCAUUUACUGCCUGAGCGACGGCCCAUGUUUCAGAGCCCGAGAACUAAACCUAGGAAGUCCACUGUAGGGGCACUUUAUGCAGUGGGGGGGAUGGAUGCUACCAAAGGAUCCACCACUAUUGAAAAGUAUGACCUGCGAACAAACACCUGGGUCCAAGUUGGAGUAAUGAACGGGCGUCGACUACAGUUUGGGGUUGCGGUGAUUGACAACAAGCUCUAUGUAGUUGGAGGAAGGGAUGGACUUAAAACGUCCAACAUGGUGGAAUGCUAUAAUCCUAUUAGCAAAGUUUGGUCAACUAUGCCCCCGAUGUCGACACACAGGCACGGGCUUGGCAUAGCCGUACUUGAAGGUCCCAUGUAUGCAGUAGGAGGCCACGAUGGGUGGAGCUAUCUCAACACAGUGGAGCGUUGGGAUCCACAGGCCAGGCAGUGGAACUAUGUUGCCAGCAUGUCGACUCCACGAAGCACCAUGGGAGUAACAGCGCUCAACGGAAAGCUGUUUGCUGUUGGUGGGCGAGAUGGCAGCUCGUGCUUGAGGUCGAUGGAGUGUUUUGAUCCACACACCAACAAAUGGAGCAUGUGUGCACCAAUGUCCAAGAGGAGAGGAGGUGUGGGAGUAGCCAUGUACAACAACUUCCUGUAUGCUGUGGGUGGACAUGACGCCCCCGCUUCCAACCACUGUUCCAGACUCUCUGACUGUGUUGAGAGAUAUGAUCCAAAGACGGACACAUGGACCACUGUGUCCUCUCUCAGCGUCCCCCGAGAUGCAGUAGGAGUGUGCUUGCUGGGUGACCGGCUCUAUGCAGUUGGCGGGUAUGACGGCCAGUCAUAUCUCAAAACUGUUGAGUCCUACGAUGCACAAAACAACGAGUGGACAGAGGAGGUCCCCCUUAACAUCGGAAGGGCAGGCGCCUGCGUGGUGGUGGUGAAGCUGCCGUGAGGAUCUCAGUUCACAACAACACAGAGAGGCCUAAAUGAAAGAGCGGCAAAGUGGAGUGGACAAACAAAGCAGCAGAUUGAGGACACAUCCUUUGAGGGAUGAAUUAUCACAUUUUUUUUUUCUUUAACUUGGCCGUCCAGAUCUUUCAUUGGGAAACACAGGCAAAGGCUUUUCCAUAAACCAUUGUUUCCGUCAUUAGUUUUGUCUGCCCAGUGGAAAGGACUAGAAGGAUUGCGAUGGCCAGCACAUUCCCCACAUUCUCAACCGAUUAAGAACUUUGCCAAAAAACAAAGCGUACGGGCGCCAAGGCUUCUAAAAGCUGACUUGAAUGUCCUCAAAUUUUUAAUGUAACAUUGAACAAAUGAAUAAAUUCUGUAAGUUUACAAAUACACACAAGCAUUUCUUAUCCGUGCCAUCUUAGACAGUAUAUUUUUAGGGGUUUAUUAUGUCCCUUUAUAGCUGAGACAACUAUUCUUACAGAGAUUUAACUAUAAAUUGGUGUUUUUUUACAAGAUCAGUCUGAAGUGAUUGUUUCUCCUUGGUGAUGAAGACUACUGUGAUUGAAACUGAAGGUGGAGAGGUUAGUACAGGAAUGAAAUGUAUGUUAUUUGCACCUGUAGCAACAGAACACCAAAGCCAUUUAUUUCUUUAAGACAUUGUUUUGCUCAUUAAAUAAAGGUUUACAAAUUUGUGAAUCAAAAAAAAAUAUAUCAUAUUGAUAUUUCAUGUUGCUGUACAGAUUUUUGUUCUAAAACUGCAUUUGUGUUUGUAGAUUCAUGCCUAAAACAAUGCUGUUUUUAUUCAUGAACCAUUUAGCUGAGCUCUAAACAUUUUCAGACUUAUCUUUUUUUCUACAACUGCAUUUGGAUGUCUUGCUAAAAGAAACAAAAUUGUUAGCCUGUUCACACUAAACUGUAACUGGAACUACAAUUGUGACUAAUUUUGGGGCCAAGUGCUAUUUUUUCCAUCUUUUGGACCUAAUUUUGUACAGCAUGCAAGCCAAUAAAAUAACUUCGGUUUUCUUUGCAUGAAUUAGAAGUGUGGCCUCAGUACUGGAAGAUUUUCCAUGUUUUCUUGUUCGGCUUUUCAUAAACAAAUCUGAGUCCAUAACUAAACAGACUUCGGCUCCAACUUUGACAUCUGCAUUAAUCUGUUUUUGUCUUCGCUGCCACAUUUUCUUCUUCAAUCAAACAAGCAUGUUUGGGGAUAUUUCUGUUUUAUUCCUCUGUCAACAAAGAAGACCAAAUGCUUCUACUUGCCUUUUUUGUUUACUUAUUUACUUUUUAAAAUGCUAUUCCUCUCCAACUUCCCUCUGAUUGUUUGGUAAGAUUUGAAUCGCUUUUACUGACAAAACAGUGGACUGUCUGUCCAAACAUAAAGGUUUGAGUCAUAAUUCUCUGUUGUGUCUUAAACACACAAAACUCUUGACACAUGUCAGUAAAACAGACCUUUUCCUCCUAUAUUUCUCUCUACUUCUGUUUCUC
Molecule: messenger RNA, 3677 nt
Organism: Cyprinodon variegatus (sheepshead minnow)
Lineage: Eukaryota; Metazoa; Chordata; Actinopteri; Cyprinodontiformes; Cyprinodontidae
Gene: klhl4
Product: kelch-like protein 4
Exons: 11
Coding region: 1-2193 (730 amino acids)
Molecular function (GO): protein binding
Source: RefSeq, a predicted model, not a curated record